Acytostelium subglobosum LB1 is the source of this 717-nucleotide messenger RNA. RefSeq lists its product as hypothetical. Gene Ontology annotation, cellular component: Smc5-Smc6 complex; nucleus. Bases 1 to 717 code for a protein of 238 amino acids. Gene Ontology annotation, molecular function: ubiquitin-protein transferase activity. Gene Ontology annotation, biological process: double-strand break repair via homologous recombination; DNA damage tolerance. The transcript has 3 exons. NCBI's taxonomy places the organism in Eukaryota, Evosea, Eumycetozoa, Acytosteliales, Acytosteliaceae. The record is from RefSeq and is a predicted model, not a curated record.
AUGUCAGAUUCAGAAGGAGAAGAUGAUGGAAACCUUGACUUGACAACUACAGAGUCAUUGGAGCCAAAGCUACAAGCAUUACUACAGACAUUCAUUGCAAGACGAAUCAUUGAACAUAAUACAUUAGCAGCAAUUAUGGAGGUUAUAAAGAUACAUUACAGAGAUAAUAGUGGCACUAUUGAAGAUUAUAUACACUCGAUCAACUCGAUGAUCAUGCAAGUGAAUAUGCAGAUCAAGAAUAUGAGAACAGAAUCAAAGCAUUACUAUUGUCUUACCAAUCUGAAGGCAGAUGAGUCGUCAAAGUUGACGACAAAGUACAAUGCAACAGAGACAACAUACUUCAAGGCAUUGAUCGAAGAGAUGAUACAGAAAGGUGGUGAGCUCAAGAACUCACAUUGCCUCGAUCUGCACUUACAGGGCCAGACAAAGACUAAAGCCGAGGAGGCAUUGCAGAAAUUCAAGGAUGACGGUUGGAUCACCGACUCGACCAACAACACCAGCAAGACUCUGACGCCGAGGGCUUUGAUGGACCUGGCGCCCAUCCUCACCGAGUUACCCGAGUGUUUCUUGUGUCAUCAGCGUGUGCUGACAGUCAACGGACACAUUGAGGCAUGCGCCAACUCGGAAUCAUGUACAGUCACUCUACAUCAACAUUGCUCGGCUCAAUACUUCAAGAAGGCGACAAACUGUCCGUCAUGUAAACAACGAUUCAAAUAA